AUGAGUACUGUUCUUAACAAUGCACCUGACAUACCAAGCCCUCAAGAAAUAAAUGCCAUCCUCCUCUUCAACGUGGUCAAAAAUGGAUUCUUUCCCCUGGUACCACGUCUCGACCGUCUCGACCGUCUCGACCCUCUCGGCCUUCUCGACGCUCUCGACCCUCUCGGCCUUCUCGACCGUCUCGACCGCCUCGACCCUCUCGGCCGUCUCGACCCGCUCGGCCUUCUCAACCGUCUCGAUCCUCUCGGCCUUCUCGACCCUCUCGGCCUUCUCGGCCGUCUCGACCCUCUCGGACUUCUCGGUCGUCUCGGCCUUCUCGGCCGUCUCGCCCGAAGAUGCAAGAUGUCAAGAAUGGAGAAGGGGAGAAGUUCGUCAACAGAACGCGCCAAGACUAGGAACGAAUUGGGAGCCGAUAUGUAG
Darwinula stevensoni is the source of this 420-nucleotide messenger RNA. The record is from the annotation of a GenBank genome assembly. Lineage: Eukaryota; Metazoa; Arthropoda; Ostracoda; Podocopida; Darwinulidae.